Pyrenophora tritici-repentis Pt-1C-BFP is the source of this 1056-nucleotide messenger RNA. RefSeq lists its product as uncharacterized. The record is from RefSeq and is a predicted model, not a curated record. NCBI's taxonomy places the organism in Eukaryota, Fungi, Ascomycota, Dothideomycetes, Pleosporales, Pleosporaceae.
AUGUCUCAGCCCUAUGCACUCCAGAACGUGUGGAGGACGAACGACUUCAGCUUCUUCAAGUCACUGCAGGCUCAUGCGCUCAUUGAAGGUAGUGGUCAUGUCGCCCUUCUCUACUCCUCGCUCUGCGAUAACGCCGACUCGGUUAUAUCGACACUCGAUAACCUCAAUGCCGGCAUCGCCUACGUCCAUCAAGAUGCGUUCAAAGCUGUGUAUGAUGCUGCCAAAGCUGCCAUUAACAACACCAACCAAUCGACCCACGAUCGGCGGUCAUUGCUUCUCGUGGACAUCUGCCAACAACGUGACAUGGCGGACCACGCCAUUGAAAAGACGACAAACUCGGCUGUCAACCUAAUCCAGGCCCAGCCAGCCGAAUUUCAAGAUGCUGUGGCAAACGCUUGGAUUACUGGGACAAAAAUCAUCGCCGACGCCGUCAGUGUCUGCCUGGCCGAAAUGAAGCAGCUUGAAGAAGGAUUUGAUGAUUUCAUUCGGCUGGAGUAUUCUUGGAACUGUAUCCAGUCUUCUAUCGAUUCGGCCAUCUCCGCUCUCCGGGGGAUUUUCAGCCCAAUGGCUACACCGAACAAUAACAAUAAUGUGCCCCAACCCACACCCGAUAGACAGCUCAGUGUCUCCUCGAUCAGCUCAGAUCAUCCUGGCGCUGCGAGCAACCGAAGCCGAAACUCGUCUACGGCUUCUGCUUCCAGCUUCAUCAAGAAAGCUCUAAGCCACGGGCAGCAUUAUCCGUCACCAACGGUAAAGUCGACCCGGACUGGCUCGGUCUCCCUUUCGUCUCCACAACCAGAAGCGAACGCGAGAGGCUUCCGCGCAAGUAUGAGUGCAGCCUGUCCUACAAGGAUGUCAAACUUUGAUGACCACCCUCAUACGAUAUUGACUACCAUCCCACCCACACCUGCAGUAGUCGAGAUUGGCAGCAGUAAUAGCGACGGACUGCUCAGCCCAUUUAAGCACGACGCAGAUUACUUUACCUUUGACAUGAGCAGUAAUAAGGGAAAGAAUAACGAAGAGGAAGCAUCUAACGAUAACUUGAUGCAUCUGUAA